Dictyostelium discoideum AX4 is the source of this 1155-nucleotide messenger RNA. RefSeq lists its product as hypothetical. Gene Ontology annotation, molecular function: protein kinase activity; ATP binding; protein serine kinase activity. The transcript is spliced from 5 exons. The coding region runs from base 1 to 1155 and encodes 384 amino acids. The record is from RefSeq and is a predicted model, not a curated record. Gene Ontology annotation, cellular component: protein-containing complex; spindle pole; cytoplasm. Lineage: Eukaryota; Evosea; Eumycetozoa; Dictyosteliales; Dictyosteliaceae.
AUGAGUUAUCCAAAUAAUAAAGAAAAUAGUAACAAUAUUGGUGGUGGUUCAUUCUCAGUACCAAGUAAACAACCACAAAGAGUACUUCAACAACAAAAUACAAAUAUAAAUAAUCAUCAAACAACAUCGACUGUUAAAUCAACAAUUACAAAACCAACAACAACUGGGGCCACUACAUCAACUAAUACUUCAACAAUACCACCAACAACAACAGCAUCAUCUUCAUCUUCAUCUUCAUCUUCAUCUUCAUCUUCAUCUUCAUCCUCAUCUUCAUCUUCAUCUUCAUCAUCUCAAUCAGUACCAAAGAAAAAAUGGUGUAUUGAUGAUUUUGAUAUUGGUAAAUUAUUAGGAAUGGGUAGAUUUGGUCACGUUUAUUUAGCAAGGGAGAAAAAGAGUCAAUUCAUUGUUGCACUCAAAGUUUUAUUUAAAAAUCAAUUACAAACACAUAAUAUAGAGCAUCAAUUAAGAAGGGAAAUUGAAAUUCAAUCUCAUUUAAGACAUCCAAAUAUUUUAAGAUUAUUUGGAUAUUUUUAUGAUGAUAAAAGAGUUUUCUUAAUUAUUGAAUUUGCCAAAGGUGGUGAAUGUUUUAAAGAGUUACAAAAAGUCGGAUCUUUUAAUGAACAAACUGCUGCUACUUAUACAUUACAAAUUGCAGAUGCUUUGAGAUAUUGUCAUUCAAAACAUGUUAUUCAUAGAGAUAUUAAACCAGAAAAUCUUUUAAUUGGUGUUGGUGGUGAAAUUAAAAUUGCAGAUUUUGGAUGGUCAGUUCAUGCACCAAAUACAAAGAGAAGUACAUUUUGUGGUACAUUAGAAUAUUUACCACCAGAAGUUAUUGAAAAGAAAGGUUAUGAUCAAACAGCUGAUGUUUGGAGUUUAGGUAUUCUCAUAUUUGAGUUUUUAGUUGGUCGUUCACCUUUCACCUCUGAUGAAGAGAAAAAUAUUUUCCACAAUAUACAAGAGAAUGAUGUUUAUUAUCCAUCUUCAAUAUCACCUGAAGCAAAAGAUUUAAUUUCAAGAUUACUUGUAUCAGAUCCACAUCAAAGAAUUACAUUAAAAGAUGUUAUUAACCAUCCAUGGAUUAAAAAACAUGCUCAUCCAAAAUCACUCGAGCCAACAAAAUUGGGUCUUCCAUUACCAUCUCAAAUGACUUAUUAA